Messenger RNA from Electrophorus electricus (electric eel), 1224 nucleotides. It is a transcript of the gene foxg1c, whose product is annotated as forkhead box G1c. Gene Ontology annotation, molecular function: sequence-specific double-stranded DNA binding; DNA-binding transcription factor activity. Gene Ontology annotation, cellular component: nucleus. Gene Ontology annotation, biological process: regulation of transcription by RNA polymerase II. The record is from RefSeq and is a predicted model, not a curated record. NCBI's taxonomy places the organism in Eukaryota, Metazoa, Chordata, Actinopteri, Gymnotiformes, Gymnotidae.
AUGUUGAGCAUGGAGGAACGGAAAGUCCCUGUUAAUUUUACCCACAAGUCCUUCAGCAUCAGAAAUGUACUGUUCCGACAAGGGGAAAUUAUGAAUCACGGCGGUGCUACGCCGGACACAGUCUGUUCCCGAGGGAUAAAGUCCCUGUCCUGUUCACACAAUGACCAGCUAAUCAAAGUGGGACAUACUCCGGAUAUCAAGUAUGUAUAUGUAGACGAAAAAUGCGAUAAACUCAAAUGGCCAUUUGCAAAAAAAGAGAGCAUUCCAAGAGUUUCGGAAUGUGGCGAGAACAUAAAAGAAUCCGGAGAAGUUGAACUAUCUGAGGUAGGAGCUGUGAAGGAAAAGACGAAGCCCAAUAAGCCGCUUUUCAGUUAUAAUGCUCUGAUUAUGAUGGCUAUACGUCAAAGUCCAGAGGGUCGACUCACACUCAACGGUAUCUACGAGUUUAUUAUGGGAAACUUUCCAUACUAUCGGGAAAAUAGACGGGGUUGGCAAAAUUCCAUCCGACACAACCUAAGCCUUAACAAGUGUUUCGUCAAGGUACCGCGCCGUUAUGAUGAACCCGGGAAAGGCAACUACUGGAUGCUCGGCCCUUCCAGUGACGAUGUGUUUAUAGGUGGCACCACGGGCAAGCUCAGGCGACGCUCAACAGUUGCCUCGCGUGCGAAAUUAGCAAUGAAAAGAGAUGCGCGGCUGACCACCACGGCAAGAGGACUAGCGCUUGCGGGCUCAUUUUAUUGGCCAGUACAAUCAUUUCUGGACCUCCAACAUCCUGCUCGCCCAUGUACAGGCUCUACAUCUUAUCCGAGCUCUCAUCACAAUUAUCAAACAUCGGUCUUCUCACGGAGUAUGUAUCACUGUAUGAGUAUAGAAAAAUUUGCUCCCCCCACGCGCGAAUCUCCUUACUGUGCCGUGGGUAGCGAGCACUGUCGUCACCACCAGACGACUUCUACUGCUUCGUUUGCGUCUUCUUCUGUGUCUUCUGCUUUGUCUCUUCCUGGUGCAUACGCUUUCAACUUAAUGUCUGGUCAAACAAAUUACUUUUACUCUCAUCAGGUACCUCAUACAUCGGGAUAUUCCGCUUGGACACAAGAAGAUACCCCUCUCUCUAAAAAAUAUCCUAGAAACAUAUUCCCUGGAAAGAACGCUCUCUCAGAGUACACGGGAGGACUAUGCGCAGAUUUUCCUACGUAUUAUCCUAAUAAAACGAAUUCGAUGCAUUAA